Messenger RNA from Echinostoma caproni, 1968 nucleotides. The record is from the annotation of a GenBank genome assembly. NCBI's taxonomy places the organism in Eukaryota, Metazoa, Platyhelminthes, Trematoda, Plagiorchiida, Echinostomatidae.
AUGGUUCAUUUUAGGGCUUUUUACUCGAUCGGAAACAUUCCCAACCUGAUUGCUGAGGCUCUUAAAAGCAAAGGUAGUGUGAACUGCGAAACUGGGAAGCACCUCAACGGUCUCCGUCUCAGUCAGCAGUGUGAUAUCGACGACAGAGCGGAGAUCUUGCUGCAUACCUCACAGAGCCCUACCAGCUGCACCAGUCAGUCUUCAGUUUCCUUCGGCCAACGGGACCAGCAAACCCGUGAUGCCACUAGCCCGUUGUAUUUGAUUCCACCCACGAACCCCCCAGAACUAGAUCGGUCGCCCACCGUUUCUUCGGAUUUGAAUCUGAUGAGCGCUUCACCACCAGAGCUUUGUUCCAGUCCACCUAUUUUUGAGCCACCACCUUUACCCCAUACUCUCAACGCUCCUCCUUUACUUAUGGCUAGUCAACCGCUGGUUGGUCGACAGCCUUUGUCCUCCGGGAUCCAUCCAUCACCGAUGACAACAAUAGCCGCUGUCGGUGCAACUAACCAUGCAGGAACAGUAACAGGACCGGUGCCAUCCACUUUUCCUUCCCCAGGCUCUGCUUUCACCGAACUGCAUCCACGCAACGGUUCCAUAUCUCAUCCUCGAGGUUUUCCCUUUCCAUCUGUUUCCGGGGACGGGAAUUCUCCCCGGACUGUUGUGCAAUCGAAGUCGAGUCCGGGCAAAACAACCGCACCUCCGGCGAACACAUCAUCCGGUGGAAGUAGCCAUUCAAGUAGUCGUUCCAGUGCACCGAGCCCGAUUCAAUACGACGCAUUAAGUUCAUCAGUAUCUAGUGCUCGAUCAUUCACAUGCGCCGUGGUUUAUUGUCGCAUCUGUGGCCAGUCACAUGAUCCAACGACUCCUCAUCGAUAUAACUAUACCCAAGCGGUUGAUGCGGAUUUGUGCUGUUCUUUGUGCCAUCAACCGUUGGUUGAACCUCUCGAUACCAAAUGCGGUCACACGUUCUGUACCCCGUGUUUAAAAAAUCAUCUGGCCGUCCAAGCACUUUGCCCUGUGGAUCGACAGAUUAUCAACUAUUUGGAAUGCCAACAAGCUUCGAAUAUUGUCAAGCGAUUGUUGGAUAAACUAUUGGUCAGCUGUCCUCACACGAGGUUUUGUGAUACUGUGCUCUAUCGAGCCAGUUUGGAAGAGCACGUACGAGACUGGUGUCCGGGUACUCUUGUGCCUUGCGAGAAUGCCCCACAUGGAUGCUCCUAUGAAGGCCCCCGAGUUACCCACACUCAGCAUCGUUGGCGCUGUCCUUUUCAAACCGGCCUGGCUACUCUGUUUCAACCAAUUAAUGCAAUCCGAUCCACAGUUGGCCCGUGUUGUCGAGACAUUCCAACGUCCUAUCAUUCUGGUCGUGCUCUGGCGAACAGCUAUCCGGGCACACCGAAUCGGUUCGCUCCAAGCAUGUCCCGAGCCGCCGGGUCGGCGAGUACGGUCCCCGGCGCAACUCAGUGCCCAACGUUUUUCUCCCCACUCCCUCAACCCCUAUCGGAUCGUUUGAGACCGUCAGCGUUUAAACCAAAGUUACCAGAGAUAGAAGAAACAUAUGAUUGUCCCACGAUUUACGAAGGCACUCCGGUUUCGGUAGUUAUUCGGCGCUCGGCCAACUGUUGUGAUCUGGGUUUCACGUUUGUAGGCGGCUCUGAUACGCCACUGUCUUGCAUUCUAAUCCAAGAAAUCUAUCUGGAUGGUUCAGUCGCCCUGGACGGUCGAUUAAGGCCCGGAGAUCAGAUACUGGAGGUGAAUGGACAGCUAGUUAUUGAGGCUACGCACUCGGAGGCGCGUCGGUUACUCACAUACCCAACCCCGCUUGUACAACUCACGGUUUACCGAGAGACUGUUGAAGCCAGUGCCCGACGCAAUGCUCUUUCGCAUACUCAUGAAGAAGUUUUCCAUGUGAAGCUAUGCAAACGUCAGGGAAAAGUGUUGGGUAUCAAACUUGUUGGAAAGAAGUGA